AUGGGCAACGGUCAAAGUGUCUCUAUCCGCGACUGUCUCGAUGCCUGGGCGAAGCCGUUCAAUCUCGAGUUCCCGGUGAUUCCAGCUGCUAUCAUCCGUCCUCAGAAUGUCAUUGAAGUUUCUGAGACUGUCAAGUGCGCCAAACAGAGUGGUCUCAAAGUGCAGGCAAAGUCUGGAGGUCAUUCCUAUGGCAACCACGGUCUUGGUGGUGACAACGGCGCCGUGUCCAUCGACCUAGUCAACCUCAAGGACUUUGAGAUGGACAACGAAACUUGGUACGCAUCAUUUGGGGCAGGCACCAACCUUGGCGAAUUGGACAAGAACCUUCAUACAUUCGGAAGACGAGCCAUUGCCCAUGGAACUUGUCCUAGUGUUGGCACCGGUGGCCAUUUGACAGUAGUAAGUAUCCUUGAGCACGCUUCCGACUAUCACUUACAACUCAAGGGCGGCCUUGGGCCGAUAUCUCGAAUGUGGGGAAGUGCCCUCGAUCACAUCGUGGAAAUGGAGGUCGUGACAGCAGAUGGCACGAUCUAUCUUGCCAGUCAAGACAGAACACCUGAUCUCUUUUGGGCGAUGCGUGGUGCGGGAGCAAGCUUCGGUAUCGUGACCAGAUUCGUGGUCAAGACUCGCCCGGAGCCCGGCAACGUUGUCCAAUACAGCUACAGCCUUACUCUUAACUCGCAAAACGAAACGGCCGACUUAUACAAGGAAUGGCAGGCAUUGGUUGGAGAUCCAACUAUGGACCGACGUUUCACAAGUCUCUUCAUCGUUCAACCUCUAGGGGCCCUCAUUACAGGAACUUUCUUCGGUUCAGAGGCUGAAUACCAGGCAUCAGGAAUCCCUGCUCGCCUUCCUGGUGCCAGCAAGGGUGCAGUGUGGCUUACAAACUGGAUGGGUCAUUUGCUUCAUGAGGCUGAAGCCGCUGGUUGCACCUUAGGCAGCAUUCCCACGGCAUUCUACUCAAAGUCAUUAUCGCUCAAUGAACAAGACCUCCUAAAUGACACGGCAAUCACGGACUUGUUUCAAUACCUUGAGGAUUCUCGCAGCAAAUCGACACCAUUCACGAUCAUCUUCAAUACCGAAGGCGGCGCCAUGAUGGAUACACCUGUCAAUGCAACAGCAUACCCACACCGGGAAAGUGUUAUCAUGUAUCAAUCCUACGGCAUCGGAGUGGGUAAAGUAUCGGCAGCGACUCGGAAGCUCUUGGACGGGAUUCACGAGCGGAUCCAACGGUCGGCUCCGGGCGCGCGCUCCACUUACGCCGGAUACGUCGAUGCAUGGCUCGACCGAAAGGCGGCGCAGGAGCUCUACUGGGCGGACAACCUUCCGCGGCUUCAAGAUAUAAAGAAGAAGUGGGAUCCGGACCAGGUGUUCAGAAAUCCGCAGAGCGUUGAGCCGGCUGACUAG
Molecule: messenger RNA, 1407 nt
Organism: Fusarium fujikuroi IMI 58289
Lineage: Eukaryota; Fungi; Ascomycota; Sordariomycetes; Hypocreales; Nectriaceae
Product: related to 6-hydroxy-D-nicotine oxidase
Exons: 3
Coding region: 1-1407 (468 amino acids)
Molecular function (GO): FAD binding; oxidoreductase activity
Source: RefSeq, a predicted model, not a curated record